AUGAGCCAUCCACAGUCAGUUAAGGACUGGGUCCAAAUUUCCGUCCUUGGUUCAGGAUCUUUUGGAACUGUUAUGCUAUGGAGAAAUAUAGUAACAGGAGACUUCACAGCCAUAAAAAUGUGCAAAUUUCAAAUGCCAGACAGCUUAUCCAAGAAGCAAAAAGAGAGAUGGCAAAUGGAAGUUGAUUUUCUACAAAGCACCAACCAUAAAAAUGUAAUUGGCUUCAAACGUCUGGAUACUGUGUUGGCGGAAAUGCUUGACAAAUUUAAUCCUACUAGGUUGCCUUUGCUUUCCAUGGAAUAUUGUACAAAAGGAAACCUAAGAAGAUACCUCACAAAUGAACCGAUAAAAUUAUGUGGCCUACAAGAAACUGAUAUCCGAUAUAUUUUAGAAGAUAUUUCAUCGGGCCUAGAUUAUCUUCACAAAAGAAACAUCACACAUCGCGAUAUUAAACCUGAUAAUAUUGUUUUGCAACAUUGUAAUAAUCGCAGAGGUCAAACGGUUUAUAAAAUCAUAGAUUUGGGCUAUGCGAAAGAGCUAAAUGACAAUACUCUUAGUUUUGUUGGAACUUUACAUUACUUAGCUCCUGAAAUUUUUGAAAAAAAAACCUAUGAUCGCAGAGUAGAUUAUUGGUCAAUGGGUGUAAUGGUUUUUGAAAUCACUUGUGGAUCACUACCAUUUUUACCAGAGCUCAAUCCAUUUGAGCGAUUUGCAAGAAUUAAAGAUAAACCAGCAGAGGCUAUUUGGAUUUAUUUUUUAAAAUCUGGGUCAAUUAUGUCUUCCAAUACAAUCAAAAAAGAAACUUUUGUUACAAAAUGUUUUAAGGAAUACAUUGAAUCUUGGCUAAGGGGGGUUUUGCAAAUCGACCCAGGGAAUAGAGGCUUUACUGAUCAUUUGAGUCCAUUUGAUUAUUUGAGGUUUAUUUUGGAUCGAAAAGUUAUAAAGGUAUUCUCAGUAUACAAACAAGAAUAUUAUUCCUACGAAAUCAAUGACAGUACUUGUUUUGGUACUCUUAAAGAUUGGGUUUCUAGAGACAUUGGAAUACCUAAAACUGAUUUGCUUUUUCUUUUUCGAACUCAGGAUGCUUUUCCAGAAAGCAACAAAGUUUGGCACUUUAAUGAAGAUAAUACAUUAUUGGCAAAUUUAUUCGAUAAUAAUAAUAAUAAUAAGGAAGUUAUUCUUUAUGUGUACAAAAGGGAUUUCCUAUUUUGUCGAGGAUCUCCCAAAUCAAAGAUUCCAAAUUUGGUAAAGGAAUUAUUUAAUUACAAGGCAAAUUUUCACCAAAGAACUGUGAGAUUUGUUUAUAGACAAGCCUUGUUUUAUGUUUAUAACAAAAUGUACACUACAAUUGGAUUAAAACAUGCUUUCUUGUGUUUGAAUGAAGUUAUAAAAGAUCUUUUUGAUGAAACUAAAAAAAGAUAUAUCAAAGCUACAAUUGAUUAUGGACAAAUUUUCGCCAAAUUAGAUCAGCUUUCAGAUAAAAGUACAAACGAUCGAAUUAAUUAUGAAUUGGAAUUGGGACAGGAAUGGCGCGAGUGUCUCAAAUAUUUGGAAAUAUUAUUCUCCCAUGUGGACAAGCUAUCGCCAAAGUUGAAGGAUUUUCGAAAACAAUUUAAAAUAUUCGAAAUGAUACAAAAGACUGAUAGAAGCCCACAGAAAAUUGCAGAAAUAUUUCAAAAGUGGGAUGUACAACCGUGGUUUGAUAGAAUAAAUGGCAUUGGAUUUCUGGAAAAGACAAUAAACGAAGAACCUCCAAAUUUAAUACAGUUGAGACCAAUCAGGGACAUAGUUUCAGAAGCUAUAAAAAUGGAAUAUAAAUUACUUGUUGAAGAAGAUAAAUUGAAGGGUUAUUUCAAAGAUGUUUGUAAAAUUAUAAAAUGGUCCCAGGAUUUGUUUCUCUGGGCAGAUAACUUUGUUGCUAACAUUCAUAAACUAAUAACUUAUGUUGAUGCUGUGCAAAAUAAAUAUGACCAAAUUAUAAGGGAGGCUAUGAAAAAUGCAAAACUUGAAUUUCCUGUCUUACACAAUACCAAUGAAAUUAUCCAUGAAAAUGAAAUAUUACGUUGCAAAUUUGCUGAUCUUUUAGCUGAACAAAUGACUUCUCAUAAAAAUUUCGUGGAUGAAUCAGGAUCUUAUUUUGAAGAUUUGAAGUAA
Ceutorhynchus assimilis (cabbage seed weevil) is the source of this 2154-nucleotide messenger RNA. The record is from the annotation of a GenBank genome assembly. NCBI's taxonomy places the organism in Eukaryota, Metazoa, Arthropoda, Insecta, Coleoptera, Curculionidae.